This is a messenger RNA of Perognathus longimembris pacificus (Pacific pocket mouse), 1794 nucleotides long. RefSeq names its product protein disulfide isomerase family A member 2 (gene Pdia2). The record is from RefSeq and is a predicted model, not a curated record. Gene Ontology annotation, molecular function: protein disulfide isomerase activity. NCBI's taxonomy places the organism in Eukaryota, Metazoa, Chordata, Mammalia, Rodentia, Heteromyidae. Bases 1 to 1578 code for a protein of 525 amino acids. The transcript has 11 exons. Gene Ontology annotation, cellular component: endoplasmic reticulum. Gene Ontology annotation, biological process: response to endoplasmic reticulum stress; protein folding.
AUGGACAACCAGCUCCUGCCCAUGCUGCUGCUGCUCCUGCUGGGGGCCUCAGGCUUCUGGGGACAGGGACAGGACUCUGAAGGUCCCUCAAGGGGGCUCUCUGAGGAGGAAGUUCACAAGGAGGAUGGGGUCUUGGUUCUGAGCCACCACACCUUGAGCUUGGCCCUACAGGAGCACCCGGCCCUGCUGGUGGAAUUCUAUGCUCCAUGGUGUGGCCACUGCCAGGCACUGGCCCCUGAAUACAUCAGAGCAGCUGCUCUUCUAGCAGCCGAGUCAGCCAUGGCCACACUGGCCAAGGUGGACGGGCCUGCAGAGCCAGAACUGACCAAGGAGUUUGGUGUGACAGAGUAUCCGACACUCAAAUUCUUCCGUGAUGGGAACCGCACACACCCUGAGGAGUACACAGGGCCCAGAGAGGCUGAGAGCAUUGCUGAGUGGCUGAGACGGCGGGUGGGACCCAGUGCCACACGUCUGGAGGAUGAGCAGGGUGCCCAAGCACUGAUUGACGCCCAGGAUGUGGUUGUAAUCGGCUUUUUCCAGGACUUGCAGGAUGAGGAUGUGGCCACUUUCCUGGCCUUGGCCCGGGAUGCCCUGGACAUGACCUUUGGCCUCACUGACCAGCCGAAUCUUUUUGAGAAGUUUGGCCUCAUCAAGGACACUGUGGUCCUCCUCAAGAAGUUCGACGAAGGGAGGGCCGACUUCCCAGUAGACAAGGAGCUUGGCCUGGACCUGGGGGACCUGUCUCGCUUCCUCGUCACACACAGCAUGCACCUGGUCACAGAGUUCAACAGCCAGACAUCUCCUAAGAUCUUCGCUGCCAGGAUCCUCAACCAUUUGCUGCUAUUUGUGAACCAGACACUGGCUCAGCACCGGGAACUCCUGGCAGGCUUUGGAGAGGCAGCUCCCCACUUCCGGGGACAGGUGCUCUUUGUGGUGGUGGAUGUGGCUGUAGACAAUGACUACGUGCUGCAGUACUUUGGCCUCAAGACUGAGGAGGCCCCGACCCUGCGCUUGGUCAAUGUGGAGACUACCAGAAAGUACUCAUGGGCAGGCAAUGAGCCCAUAACCUCAGCGUCUGUGGCUGCCUUCUGCCACGCUGUCCUCCAUGGUGAAGUGAAGCCAUACCUUCUAAGCCAGGAGGUGCCUCCUGACUGGGACCAGCAGCCCGUCAAGAUCCUAGUGGGCAAGAAUUUUGAGCAGGUGGCUUUUGAUGAGACCAAGAAUGUAUUUGUCAAGUUCUAUGCUCCAUGGUGCAGCCACUGCAAGGAGAUGGCCCCAGCCUGGGAGGCACUGGCUGAGAAGUACAAGGACCAUGAAGACAUCAUCAUUGCUGAGCUGGACGCUACAGCCAAUGAACUGGAGGCUUUCACAGUGCACGGCUUUCCCACGCUCAAAUUCUUUCCUGCAGGGCCCGAUCAGAAGGUAAUUGAAUAUACAAGCACCAGGGACCUGGAGACCUUUUCCAAGUUCCUAGACAGUGGGGGUGAGCUGCCUGUGGAGGAGCCCAUGGAGGAGCCUGCGGCCCCCUUCCCGGAGCUAAUGACCAACUCUACCAUGGGGUCCAAGGAAGAGCUGUAGUCAUGCCCUCCCACACUGACCGUUGUGCCCAGGGAGAAGUUGGUCUCUCUGGUGCUAGAGGGAGCUGUGUGCUGUGAAUAAAGACUUUGUUCAACACUCUUGUGUGAUUCCUGAACAAAGGUGGCUGCUGGUCUGUGUAGCCUGGUCCUGGUCCUGGUCCUUACCUGGCCCUCCCUUGGCUCCCUGGGGCCUGUUCCAUGCUGACUGAGGUCCGGC